This is a messenger RNA of Pygocentrus nattereri (red-bellied piranha), 14372 nucleotides long. It is a transcript of the gene dnah5, whose product is annotated as dynein, axonemal, heavy chain 5. Gene Ontology annotation, cellular component: dynein complex. NCBI's taxonomy places the organism in Eukaryota, Metazoa, Chordata, Actinopteri, Characiformes, Serrasalmidae. Gene Ontology annotation, biological process: microtubule-based movement. Gene Ontology annotation, molecular function: ATP binding; minus-end-directed microtubule motor activity; dynein light intermediate chain binding. The transcript has 80 exons. The record is from RefSeq and is a predicted model, not a curated record. The coding region runs from base 175 to 14160 and encodes 4661 amino acids.
UCGGUGCGUCCGCGUCUCCAUGGUAACAGGUAACAACAACUUGGGCUCUACUGCAGAGCGAACGCGGCGCGGAGCUGCACGUGCACAACGUGUUCUAAACGGGUUUUAAUACAGAUUCGAACAUGGGUCGAAGGGAUUGACUCUGCUGGAGCGACGAUUAAUACAGACUCAGAUAUGGAGCAAAGCGCCGAACUACUGAAGCCCCCGCCAGGCAGAGAGCGAGAGCGAGCGGCGCAGUGGAACCGGAACGCGCGGAGGAGGCAGGCGGUGCCUUCCGGAGAGAAGAGCAUUAGAGAGAUACAGCAAAAGCUGAAGGAAGAGCGAGAGGCUAAACGAGCACAGCUGGACGGCAGACAUGACUAUGUGCUCAGUAUCGUGGCUUCCUGCACAGGACUGGAGAAGGCUGAGGUGGAGGAAGCCAUUUUGGAGGGCACGCAGAUUGAGCGGAUGGAGCAGUUCUUUGCGGCUGAUGGCCUUCCACACCUCAUGUUCUAUUUUCAAGAAACGGAGCCAACAGAGUCAGCAGUUGCAUCUUCCGUCAUCCGCAGCAAGAGAGCGAGAGUGUUCGUGACGGAGGGCUCUGACGUCGCUCUGACCGGCGUGUGUGUGUUCUUCACCCGGGCAAACACCUCCAAGGCUGUCACCUCAGAGAACAUCCACAGAGACGUGAACUUCAACAUGCUGGACACCACAGGGGUUGGUCUGCUGAAGAGCGUGGAGCAGCUGCUGUCCGAAAUCUUCAUCCCCACGCUGAGGAAGAUGAACCAUGGCUGGGGAGAGCUGGCCAGCCCUCAGGCACAGACAGUGAAGCAGGACUUCAUCAGCUCUCUGGAGAGCUUUGUUUCUGUGCUGGCUGGGGCACAGGAGAGCCUCGAGGAGAAGGUAAACCUCAAAGAAUGUGACGCGUUUGAUCUGAAAACACUUAAAGGCCCUUCGGACUACACAGCUGUGGCCAACAGCACCGAAGCUCUGGAGAAAAUUGAAGCCUGCAUGAAAGUGUGGAUCAAGCAGAUCGAACAAGUUCUAGCAGAGAGUGACCAGCUGAGGAAAGAGGCCGAUGAUCUGGGUCCCAGAGCAGAGCUGGAUCACUGGAAGAAGCGCAUGUCUCGCUUUAACUACCUACUGGACCAGCUCAAGUGUCCAGACGUCAAAGCUGUGCUGGGGGUCCUCAUGAUAGCCAAGUCUAAACUCAUCAAGGCUUGGAGAGAACUGGAUAUCAGGAUUACUGAUUCUGCCAAUGAGGCCAAAGACAAUGUGAAGUACCUCUACACGCUCGAGAGGUUCUGCGACCCUCUCUACAACAGCGACCCUGUGUCAAUGGUGGAGGCCAUUCCCGGACUCAUAAACGCCAUCCGCAUGAUCCACAGCAUCUCCCGUUACUAUAACACCUCUGAGAAGAUCACUUCCCUCUUUGUCAAAGUCACAAAUCAAAUGAUCACAGCCUGCAAGGCCUACAUCACCAACAAUGGCUCAGCAACAAUAUGGGACCAGCCUCAGGAUGUAGUGGCAGAGAAACUGAGAGCUGCUAUUCGUUUAAAUGAGGAAUACCAGAAAUAUUUCCACAAAACCAAGCAGAAGCUGGAGCAGAGUCCAUCAGAGCGUCAGUUUGACUUCAGUGAGAUGUACAUAUUUGGCAAGUUUGACACAUUCCAGAGGCGUCUCAACAAGAUCCUUGCCAUGUUCAGCACCAUCAGCACCUACUCCGCCCUGCAGGAUUCCAAGAUCGAGGGCCUGGAAACCACGGCAACCAGGUUUCAGACUGCAGACAUGCAAGGGAAAUGGGAGGCCAUUGUGUUAACUAUAAAAAAGAAGCCAUACAGUUUCCUGGACCAGAGAAGGACUGAUUUUGAUCAGGACUAUGAGGAAUUUUGUAAGCAAACUGCUGAACUGCAUAAUCAGCUCAGAACCUUCAUGGACAACACAUUUGACAAACUUCAGAGCACUGAGAGAGCCUUGAAUGUUCUAAAGAAAUUUGAAAGACUUUGUAUCCCAGACCUGGGCAUUGAAGAGAAAUACCAGAAGGUCUUGCAGAACUACGGCCGUGACAUCGAAAUGGUCUCGCGCAUAUACACCAAACAGAAAAUGGAGCCACCCAUUGCCCGCGACCUCCCUCCCGUGGCAGGGAAGAUCCUGUGGGCCCGGCAGCUCUAUCGGCGAAUUCAGGAGCCCAUGGAACUCUUCCAGCAGCAUCCUGGCAUCCUAGACACCCCCGAAGCCAAGCGCAUCAUACGUAACUAUAACCGAGUCGCUAAAGUGUUGCUGGAGUUUGAAGUGCUGUACCACCAAGGCUGGAUGUCUCAGAUUGAGGUGGCUAGAAUUGGCCUGCAGGCUUCACUGCUGGUCAAAUGCCCAGACACCAGGCAGCUGUAUGUGAACUUCGACCCCCAGAUCCUGACUCAGAUCCGGGAGACAGACUGCAUGAGCCGGAUGGGGUUGGAGAUUCCACCCUUUGCUAAUAUUUUGCGGCAGAAGCAGGACGUUCUCAAAAAGAAUUACAACAAACUCCAGAUGGUGCUGACAGAGAACUCCAGGGUGAGGGCAAAGAUUCAGGCCCCCUUCGAACAAAUGCUCACCCCUCAUGUGGCAAAAGUGGAUGAGGCCAUUCUGCCAGGCCUGACCUCCCUCAACUGGGCGUCUUUGAACAUUGAGAAAUACCUCAGCCGUAUCACUGCUGCACUCGAGGACCUGGAGCUGCUGUUGGACCGGGCCAAUGACCUGGUGCAGUUUAGGAUCAAUGCUGUUCUGCAGGAGAUGAGUGCUGCUACACUGUGUGUGCUGCCUGAGGAUGAGCCUGUGACAUGUGAAGAGUUUGUGCAGACUACCAAGGAGCUUUGCAUUAAGGGGGCACAGCUGCUGCACAUGAAGAGCUCACUGGUGGAGGAGGCGGCCAAUGAGCUGAUCAAUAUGCUGCUGGACUUUGAGCAAAAGCAAGAGGAAGAGGAGAAAGGUCCUGAUGAGAGCAGGACUGAGAGCAAAGAACCCACUGAGAGUGACGGAGAAGAGGAGAGCAAAUCGGAAAGCAGAGUAUUUUCCCGUAACACCACUGUGCCCAGUGUGGGGCCUUCCUCUCCACUGGCAAGGAAGAAGAGGAAGAGAGACAUGAUGGAGGUGAUGGAGGAAGAGGCACAGGAGCUGCUCUCACAUUUUAACCACCGCAAUGUGGACGCACUGCUGCGCCUGACCCGCAACACGCUGGAGAUGCUCCGCAAGCGCAUCCACGCCUCCUCGCUAAUGCACUUCCUGGCAGAAGCUGACUCUCCUAGCUGGCAGAAGAGCAACAGUCAACAGCCCAUCUUCAGAGCAGGAGUGUGUCUGGCCAUCCCCAAUGUCAUAAUGGUGCCAGGACUGGAUGAGGUCCAGCAGACUUUAAAUAAAGCUGUUGAGUGUGUGGUCAGCAUCAGCAAGGGCGUUGGCCAGUGGAGCAAGGAGAGGAUAUCUAAGAGGAAGAUGAGUGAGAGGCGCAUGGCUGCACUGAGGCAAGAGAGCAGAGACAGUGACUCUGAAGAUGGUGACACGACGUACCGCAGCAUCACGGAUGGCAGUACUUCAGACAUCUCCGCCUCCGCCCAUCAGGUCAUUCCUUUCCAAGCCAAGAACUACCACAAAAGCGUUUCUGAGAACAAGGAGAUCGUCAAGCUGGUGUCCGUGCUCAGCACCUCUAUCAACUCCACCAAGAAGGAGGUGAUGAACGCUCUGGACCGCUUCAGCCGAUACCACCACAUCUGGAGGAAGGACAGAGAGAGCACCAUCCAGAAGUUCAGCCAGGGCAACCCUCUGCUGGCGGAGUUCGAGACUCAGAUCCUCUACUACCGGGACCUGGAGCUGGAGAUCAAUGCUGAACCUGAAUUUAUCACUGUAGGGGCACUGGCACUUUACACAACCGAUCUGAAGCUGGCCCUCACUGCGGAAACCAAGGGCUGGAUGGUGGACUUCGGCCACCACUGCAACAAGAAGUACCGCACUGAGAUGGAGCAGAUCUUUACGUUUGUGGAUGAAGCAGGAAAGAAGCUAAAUCGGCAAAUUAAAGACCUGGAUGACAUUCGCAUUGCCAUGGCAGCGCUCAAAGAGAUCAGGGAGCAUCAGAUCACCAUAGACUUCCAAGUGGGACCCAUUGAGGAAUCCUACGCCAUGCUGAAUAAGUUUGAGCUGUCAGUGGCCAAGGAAGAGACAGAGAAAGUGGACACAUUGCGCUACACAUGGGAGAAGCUGCUGGCUCGCAGUUCAGAGGUGCAGAAUGAGUUGGUCUCUUUGCAGCCCAACUUCAGGGGAGAGCUAAUUAGCAAUGUGGAGACAUUCGUGGAGGACUGUGACCACUUCUACCAGGACUAUGAGCAGGAUGGUCCCAUGGUGAUUGGCUUGGCUCCCCAGGAUGCCAGUGACAGACUAAUUAUGUUUCAGAACCGCUUUGAUAACCUCUACCGCAAAUACAUCACCUUCACUGGAGGCGAAGAGCUCUUUGGCCUGCCAGUUACUCCGCAUCCUCAGCUGCUUGAGAUCAGGAAGCAGCUGACCCUGCUACAGAAACUCUAUGGCCUUUACAGCAACGUCAUUGACACCGUCAAUGGCUACUAUGACAUCCUCUGGGCUGAUGUUCACAUCGAGAGGAUCAACAGUGAGCUCCUAGACUUCCAAACAAGAUGCCGUAAGCUGCCCCGGGCCCUGAAGGAGUGGCAGGCCUUUUUGGACCUGAAAAAAAACAUUGAUGAGUUUAGUGAGUGCUGCCCCCUGCUGGAGCUAAUGGCCAAUCGAGCCAUGAUGACACGCCACUGGAAGAGAAUCACAGAGGUCACGGGUCACACCUUCGAGGUAGAAACGGACACAUUUAAGCUUCGCAGCAUCAUGGAGGCCCCACUCCUCAAGUACAAGGAGGAAAUAGAAGAUAUUUGUAUCAGUGCUGUGAAAGAGCGAGACAUCGAGCAGAAACUGAAGCAGGUGAUCGCCGAGUGGGACAACAAGACCUUCACCUUCGCCCAGUUUAAAACCCGUGGGGAACUGUUGCUGCGUGGAGACAGCACCUCCGAAAUCAUCAGCAACAUGGAAGACAGCCUCAUGGUGCUGGGCUCCCUCAUGAGCAACAGGUACAAUACCCCAUUCAAGGCUCAGAUCCAGAAGUGGGUCCAGAACCUGUCCAAUACUACAGACAUAAUCGAGAACUGGAUGACUGUGCAGAACCUCUGGAUCUACUUGGAGGCAGUAUUUGUCGGUGGAGACAUAGCCAAACAGCUUCCCAAGGAGGCUAAGCGCUUCUCCAACAUUGAUAAGUCCUGGGUAAAGAUCAUGACUCGAGCCCAUGAGAUGCCUAAUGUGGUACAGUCCUGCGUGGGGGAUGAGACUAUGGGCCAACUCCUGCCUCAUCUGCUUGAACAGCUUGAGAUCUGCCAGAAAUCCCUCACUGGGUACCUGGAGAAGAAGCGUCUGCUGUUCCCACGUUUUUUCUUUGUGUCAGACCCAGCUUUGCUGGAGAUCUUGGGCCAGGCAUCUGAUUCUCACACCAUCCAGGCUCACCUGCUCAACGUUUUCGACAACAUCAAAUCCGUCCGCUUUCAUGAGAAGAUAUAUGACAGGAUCUUGGCCAUCUCGUCACGUGAGGAGGAAACAGUGGAGCUGGAUCGGCCAGUCACAGCUGAGGGCAACGUGGAAGUGUGGCUAAAUGCCCUCCUGAAGGAAUCUCAGAGGUCUUUGCACCUUGUCAUCCGCAAGGCAGCCAUGGCCAUUCAAGACUCUGCCUUCCAUCUUAUCGACUUUCUGGACUCCUUCCCUGCCCAGGUGGGCUUGCUGGGUGUCCAGAUGAUCUGGACGAGAGAUUCUGAAGACGCCUUGACUAAUGCCCGGUAUGAUCGGAAGAUCAUGACCAAGACCAACCAGUCUUUCCUGGAGCUGCUCAACACUCUGAUUGAUAUGACCACUAAGGACUUGGGGACAGUGGAACGGACCAAAUAUGAAACCUUAAUCACCAUUCACGUCCAUCAGAGGGACAUCUUUGAUGACUUGUGUCGUUUGCAUAUCAAGAGCCCCAAUGAUUUUGAAUGGCUGAAACAGUGUCGCUUCUACUUCAAUGAAGACCUGGAUAAGAUGAUGAUCAACAUCACAGAUGUGGGCUUUGUGUAUCAGAACGAGUUUCUUGGCUGCACUGAUAGACUGGUCAUUACUCCACUCACAGACAGGUGCUACAUUACCUUGGCCCAAGCCUUAGGGAUGAGUAUGGGGGGAGCCCCGGCUGGACCAGCUGGAACAGGAAAGACAGAGACCACGAAAGACAUGGGCCGCUGUCUUGGAAAGUACGUGGUCGUCUUCAACUGCUCUGACCAGAUGGAUUUCAGAGGUCUUGGGAGAAUAUUUAAAGGCCUCGCUCAGUCCGGCUCCUGGGGCUGCUUUGAUGAGUUCAACCGUAUUGAUCUCCCUGUGCUGUCCGUGGCUGCUCAGCAGAUCGCCAUAGUCCUUACCUGCAAGAAAGAGCGCAGGAAAUCCUUCAUCUUCACCGAUGGAGACUCUGUGGAGAUGAAUCCUGAAUUUGGCAUCUUCCUUACCAUGAACCCUGGUUAUGCAGGCCGUCAGGAACUUCCAGAGAACCUGAAGAUCAACUUCCGCUCUGUGGCUAUGAUGGUUCCUGACCGGCAGAUUAUCAUUCGCGUGAAACUAGCCAGCUGUGGUUUCAUCGACAACAUCGAACUCGCCAGGAAGUUCUUCACCCUUUACAAACUGUGUGAGGAGCAGCUCUCCAAACAGGUUCACUAUGACUUUGGCCUGAGGAAUAUUCUGUCAGUCCUGCGCACACUGGGUGCUGCCAAACGAGCCAAUCCGAGUGACACAGAGUCCACCAUCGUCAUGAGGGUGCUGCGGGAUAUGAACCUGUCCAAACUUAUUGAUGAGGAUGAGCCGCUGUUUCUGAGCUUGAUUGAAGAUCUCUUCCCCGGAAUUCAGCUGGACAAGGCAGGUUAUCCUCAACUGGAGGCAGCCAUAGACAAACAGGUCACAGAAGCUGGUCUCAUAAAUCACCCUCCUUGGAGGCUGAAGGUGAUCCAGCUGUAUGAGACUCAGAGGGUGCGUCAUGGGAUGAUGGCACUGGGACCCAGCGGAGCAGGCAAGAGCACCUGCAUCCACACACUGAUGAAGGCCAUGACUGACUGUGGUCAGCCUCACAGAGAGAUGAGAAUGAAUCCCAAAGCCAUUACCGCACCCCAGAUGUUUGGCAGACUCGAUGUGGCGACCAAUGACUGGACCGACGGCAUUUUCUCCACACUCUGGAGAAAGACCCUCAGAGCCAAAAAAGGUGAGCACAUUUGGAUCGUUCUGGAUGGACCAGUCGACGCCAUAUGGAUAGAGAACCUGAAUUCGGUACUAGAUGAUAACCGCACGCUGACGCUGGCUAACGGUGAUCGCAUUCCCAUGGCUCCCAACUGCAAGAUCGUCUUUGAGCCACACAACAUCGACAAUGCUUCUCCAGCUACUGUUUCCCGCAAUGGCAUGGUCUUCAUGAGCUCUUCUGUGCUUAACUGGAGUCCAAUUCUGGAGGGUUGGCUGAUGAAGCGUUCUACGCAGGAGGCUGAGGUGCUGCGUGAGCUGUUCUCUAGCUCUUUCCCUGAACUCUUCCGCUUCAGUAUCCAGUCUCUGGACUUCAAGAUGGAUAUGCUGGAGGCCUUCGUCGUCAUGCAAUGCAUCAACAUGCUGCAAGGCCUUGUCCAGCCCAAGGAGCAGGGUGGGGAGAUAUCCCUGGAGCACAUGGAGCGCCUGUACGUGUUUGCCCUCAUGUGGAGUGUCGGUGCUCUCCUGGAGCUGGACGAUCGAAAAAAGAUGGAGCGCUGGCUCCGUCACCAUGACAACAUCCAUCUGGACCUGCCGGACAUCCCUCCCCACAGUGAGGACACCAUGUUCGACUACCAUGUAACCAACGAUGGUCAGUGGGUCCACUGGAGCUCUCGUGUGGAGGAGUACAUCUACCCUCCAGACUCUACGCCAGAGUACAGCUCUAUACUGGUGCCCAAUGUGGACAACGUCCGCACAGACUUCCUCAUCCAGACCAUCGCCAAGCAGGGCAAGGCUGUGCUCUUGAUUGGAGAGCAGGGCACUGCUAAAACGGUCAUCAUCAAAGGCUACCUGUCCAAAUAUGACCCAGAAUCCCACACCGCUAAGCGCCUCAACUUCUCCUCAGCCACAACACCUCUCAUGUUCCAGCGCUCUGUGGAGAGCUACGUGGAUAAGCGAAUGGGAACUACUUAUGGACCCCCUGCAGGGAAGAAGAUGUCCAUUUUUAUUGAUGACAUCAACAUGCCUGUCAUCAAUGAGUGGGGAGACCAGGUCACGAAUGAGAUAGUGCGGCAGCUGAUGGAGCAAAAGGGCUUCUUUAACCUGGAAAAACCAGGGGAGUUCACUAACAUCGUGGACAUCCAGUUCCUGGCAGCUAUGAUCCACCCAGGAGGAGGACGGAAUGACAUUCCUCAGAGACUGAAGAGACAGUUCUCAAUCUUCAACUGUACUCUCCCCUCCAAUGCCUCCAUAGACAAGAUCUUUGGAGUGAUAGGUACAGGUCACUACUGCUCUCAACGCAGCUUUACUGAGGAUGUGAGAGAGAUGGUGGCCCGGCUGGUCCCUCUGACCCGCCGGCUCUGGCAGAUGACCAAGAUCAAGAUGCUGCCCACGCCAGCCAACUUCCAUUACAUCUUCAACCUGCGUGACCUCUCCCGCAUCUGGCAGGGAAUGCUCAAUGUGUCUGCUGACGUGAUCGACACGCCCAACGUUCUAUUGCGUCUUUGGAAGCAUGAGUGUAAGCGGGUGAUUGCCGACCGCUUCACAAGCCCAGAAGAUGUGGCCUGGUUCGACCUCACUCUGGCCAAUCUUGUGGAGGAGGAACUAGGCGAAGAGGACAGGGCUGCAGUAGAACCUGGAGUGGAUGCCUACUUUGUGGACUUCCUUCAGGAUGCUCCUGAGGCCACAGGAGAGGAGCCUGAGGACACCGACUUUGACAUGCCGAAAGUAUAUGAGCCUAUUGCCUCAUUUGCCAGCCUGAGGGACAGACUGAAUAUGUUCCUGGGCCUGUACAACGAGAGCAUCCGGGGAGCUGGCAUGGACUUGGUCUUCUUCACAGAUGCCAUGGUUCACCUGGUCAAGGUGUCCCGCAUAAUUCGGACUCCUCGCGGGAGUGCCCUCUUGGUUGGUGUCGGGGGCUCAGGCAAACAGAGUUUGACGAGGCUGGCGUCUUUCAUUGCCGGAUACAAAACCUUCCAGAUCACUCUGACACGUUCCUAUAACACUGCUAACCUGAUGGAGGACCUGAAGGGCUUGUACAGGACAGCAGGCCAGCAGGGCAAAGGCGUCAGCUUCAUCUUUACUGACAACGAGAUCAAGGACGAGUCCUUCCUGGAGUACAUGAACAACGUCCUCGCGUCCGGAGAGGUGUCCAGCUUGUUUGCUCGCGAUGAGAUUGAUGAAAUCCUCAGUGACCUCAUCCCUGUCAUGAAACGGGAAUAUUCACGGCGCCCACCCACCAACGAAAACCUUUACGAGUACUUCAUGAGCAGGGUGCGGCAGAACCUGCAUGUGGUGCUGUGCUUCUCACCGGUGGGAGAGAAAUUCCGAAACCGAGCGCUGAAGUUCCCUGCCCUCAUCUCGGGAUGCACCAUGGACUGGUUCAGCCGCUGGCCGAAAGAUGCCCUCAUCGCAGUCUCGGAGCACUUCUUGUCCACCUAUGACAUUGACUGCUCCCCUCAGGUCAAAGGGGAGGUGGUACAGUGCAUGGGCUCCUUCCAAGACGGCGUGGCUGAGAAGUGCGUGGACUACUUCCUGAGAUAUCGUCGUUCGACCCACGUCACCCCCAAGUCCUACCUGUCUUUCAUCCAGGGCUACAAGACCAUCUACAAAGAGAAGCACUUGGAAGUCCAAACCCUCGCCAACCGAAUGAAUACAGGCCUGCAGAAGUUGAAGGAAGCCUCUGAGUCAGUCGCUGCUCUCAGCAAAGAGCUGGAGGUGAAGGAGAAGGAGUUGAAGAUUGCCAAUGAGAAAGCUGACAUGGUACUGAAGGAGGUCACAGUGAAAGCUCAGGCAGCAGAAAAGGUCAAAGUUGAGGUCCAGAAGGUUAAGGACAAAGCCCAGGCCAUCGUCGACAGCAUCUCAGCGGAUAAGGCCAUUGCGAAGGAGAAGCUGGAGGCAGCCAGGCCAGCACUGGAAGAGGCAGAGGCAGCGCUGCAGACGAUCAAGCCAUCAGACAUUGCCACAGUGCGUACACUAGGCAGGCCGCCACACCUGAUCAUGCGGAUUAUGGAUUGUGUGCUGCUGCUCUUCCAGCGGAGGCUGAACUCAGUGAAGAUUGACCCUGAAAGAAACUGCACCACGCCCUCCUGGCAGGAGUCACUCAAGCUCAUGACAGCUGGGAACUUCUUGGGCAGUCUUCAGCAAUUCCCCAAAGACACCAUCAACGAGGAGGUGGUGGAGCUUCUCUACCCAUACUUUGACAUGGCCGACUACAACAUUGAGACAGCCAAGCGGGUGUGUGGCAACGUGGCAGGACUCUGCUCCUGGACCAAAGCCAUGGCUGCUUUCUUCUCCAUCAAUAAGGAAGUGCUGCCUUUGAAGGCUAAUCUAGCAGUGCAGGAGAACAGGCUGGCCAUUGCAAAUGUGGACCUGCAGAAAGCCCAAGCAGAGUUGGAUGCCAAGCAGGCUGAGCUGGAUGUGGUGCAGGCUGAAUAUGAGAAGGCAAUGGCCGAAAAACAGAUGUUACUGGAGGAUGCAGAACGUUGCAGGCACAAGAUGCAAACAGCGUCCAGCCUGAUCAGUGGACUGGCAGGCGAGAAGGCUCGCUGGACUGAGCAAAGCAAAGAGUUUGCUGCUCAGACCAAGAGACUUGUUGGAGAUGUACUUCUUGCCACCGCAUUUCUGUCGUACUCCGGCCCCUUCAACCAGGAGUUCCGUAACCUGCUGCUCACUGACUGGCAGAGGGAGAUGAAGACACGUUGCAUUCCCUUCGGGACCAAUCUCAACCUGACCGAGAUGUUGAUUGACGCGCCAACGGUGAGCGAAUGGAACCUCCAGGGUUUGCCUAACGAUGACCUGUCCAUCCAGAAUGGGAUAAUAGUGACAAAAGCGGCCCGGUUUCCACUCCUCAUCGACCCACAGACUCAGGGCAAGACUUGGAUCAAGAAUAAAGAGGCCAAGAACGAGCUUCAGAUCACAUCUCUGAAUCACAAAUACUUCAGGAACCAUCUAGAAGACAGCUUGUCUCUAGGGCGCCCCCUACUGAUCGAGGACGUAGGCGAGGAACUGGAUCCUGCUCUGGACAAUGUCCUGGAGAAGAACUUCAUCAAGACUGGUUCUACAUAUAAGGUGAAAGUGGGUGAUAAGGAGGUGGACGUCAUGAAGGGUUUUCGGCUGUAUGUGACCACCAAGCUUCCCAACCCGGCAUACACCCCAGAGAUUAGCGCCCGCACAGCCAUCAUCGACUUCACUGUCACAAUGCGUGGCCUGGAAGACCAGUUACUGGGCAGGGUCAUCCUCACUGAGAAACAGGAACUGGAGAAGGACCGUACAGACCUGCUAGAGGAUGUGAUGGCCAACAAGCGCAAGAUGAAGGAGUUGGAGGACAAUCUUCUGUUUAGGUUGACCAGCACGCAAGGCUCCCUGGUGGAUGACGAGAGUCUGAUUGUGGUACUAGGCAACACCAAACGCACUGCUGAGGAGGUCGCCCAGAAGCUCCAGAUAGCUGCGGAGACCGAGAUCCAAAUCAAUGCAGCACGAGAGGAGUACCGACCUGUGGCGACCAGAGGCAGUAUCCUGUACUUCCUAAUAACAGAGAUGAGCAUGGUGAAUGUGAUGUACCAGACCUCUUUGCGUCAGUUCCUGGGCUUAUUUGACUUGUCACUGGCCAGGUCCUUAAAGAGUCCCAUUACAAGCAAGCGUAUUGCCAACAUCAUUGAGUACAUGACAUAUGAGGUGCACAAGUACGCAGCCAGAGGCCUGUAUGAGGAACACAAGUUUCUGUUCACCCUCCUGCUUGCGCUCAAGAUUGACAUGCAGAGCAAUCGUGUGAAACAUGAGGAGUUCCUGACCCUAAUUAAAGGCGGAGCUUCUCUGGAUCUGAAAGCCUGCCCACCCAAAGCAGCUAAGUGGAUUCUGGACAUGACCUGGCUCAACCUGGUCGAACUCAGCAAACUGUGGCAGUUCUCUGACAUUCUGGAUCAGAUUGGCCGUCAUGACAAGCAGUGGAAGAGCUGGUUUGAUAAGGAGGCUCCAGAGGAGGAGGUCAUUCCUAACACUUACGACCAGUCCCUGGACUGCUUCAGACGCCUCCUGCUCAUCCGCUCCUGGUGUCCGGACAGAACUAUUGCCCAGGCACGUAAAUACAUCAUGGACUCGAUGGGGGAGAGGUACGCAGAGAGCGUGAUUUUGGACCUGGAGAAGACAUGGGAGGAGUCUGACCCACGCACACCCCUCAUCUGCUUACUAUCCAUGGGCUCGGACCCCACUGACUCCAUCAUUGCCUUGGGAAAGAGGCAGAAGGUGGAGACACGCUAUGUGUCCAUGGGGCAAGGCCAGGAGGUGCACGCCCGCAAAUUGCUGCAGCAGUCCAUGGCUAACGGUGGCUGGGCUCUUCUACAGAACUGUCACCUGGGCCUGGACUUCCUUGAUGAGCUGAUGGACACCAUGACAGAGACAGACAGUAUCCAUGAGAGCUUCCGUCUGUGGAUGACUACUGAAGUGCACCGCCAUUUCCCCAUCACACUGCUGCAGAUGUCCAUCAAGUUUACCAACGAGCCUCCACAAGGCCUGAAGGCCGGCCUCAAGAGGACAUACCAAGGGAUCAGUCAGGACCUUCUGGAUGUGAGUAACAUGGUGCAGUGGCGGCCCAUGCUCUACAGCGUGGCCUUCCUGCACUCCACCGUCCAAGAGAGGCGUAAGUACGGUCCGCUGGGCUGGAGCAUCCCAUAUGAGUUCAACCAGGCCGACUUCAAUGCCACUGUGCAGUUCGUGCAGAACCACUUGGAUGAUAUGGACAUCAAAAGAGGAGUGUCCUGGAGCACUGUUCGCUACAUGAUCGGCGAGAUCCAGUAUGGUGGCAGAGUGACAGAUGAUUAUGACAAGCGGCUUUUGAACACUUUUGCCAAAGUUUGGUUCAGUGAGAACAUGUUUAGCCCUGACUUCCACUUCUACAAGGACUACAACAUCCCCAGGUGCACUGGUGUGGACCAGUACCUACAGUACAUACAGGCUCUCCCAGCGUACGACACCCCAGAGGUGUUUGGCCUCCACCCCAACGCCGACAUCACCUACCAAAGCAAGCUGGCCAAGGAUGUCCUGGACACUAUCCUCAGCAUCCAGCCCAAAGACAGCUCCAGUGGAGGGGGGGAGACCCGGGAAGCGGCGGUGGGCCGGCUGGCUGAUGACAUGCUGGAGAAACUACCACCAGAUUAUGUGCCGUUUGAGGUGAGAGAGAGGUUGGUGAAGAUGGGUUCCUUGCAGCCCAUGAACAUCUUCCUGAGACAGGAGAUUGACCGUAUGCAGCGUGUGUUGGGAUUGGUGAGGAGUACGCUCACUGACCUGAAGCUGGCCAUCGACGGCACCAUCGUCAUGAGCGAGAACCUUCGUGAUGCACUCGAUUGCAUGUAUGACGCCCGCAUUCCUGCCCGCUGGAAAAAGGCCUCCUGGGCUUCCAGCACUCUGGGCUUCUGGUUCACAGAGCUUUUGGAGCGGAACCGGCAGUUUCAGGGCUGGAUCUUUGAGGGACGACCAAACUGCUUCUGGAUGACAGGCUUCUUCAACCCACAGGGCUUCCUGACAGCCAUGAGACAGGAAAUCACUCGGGCAAACAAAGGCUGGGCCCUGGACCGGAUGGUGCUGUGCAAUGAAGUGACGAAGUGGAUGAAAGACGACAUCACUCAGCCACCACAGGAAGGCGUGUACGUGUACGGCUUGUACCUGGAGGGCGCAGGCUGGGACCGCCGUAACUGCAGGCUCACCGACUCCAAACCUAAAGUGCUGUUUGAAAUGAUGCCCGUGGUCAGAAUGUAUGCUGAGAACAACGGUGUCAAGGACUCUCGCCACUACUCCUGUCCCAUUUAUAAGAAACCUGUGAGGACGGACCCGAACUGCAUUGCAGCUGUGGACCUGAGAACAAGCCAUCCUCCUGAGUACUGGAUAUUGCGAGGUGUAGCUUUGCUGUGUGAUGUAAAAUAAUCUCCAUAGACCUGUGGGCUUACAUUACUUUCAGACCUGUUUCAGUGCAUCAUUCUCUGCCUUUGCUGGUCUAGCUGUGGCAUUUCUAUUUGAUCUGUUCAGUAUUUUUAAACUCUCAAAUCAUGUACAUCUUACCUGCUGCAAUUUCUACUUUUUGUACAGGAGGCUAAACUCUACAACUAAAUUCUAUUAAAUAAAUACUUUUGGAGCAA